CAUGUUUUUAACACCAAUCUCGAACCACCCUUUCUCAUCAGUUCUCAAACCCAGAAAAAAGCAAAACAAAACAAAACUCAAAACCAAAACCAGCAAUAUUAAACAGCUUUCAAUAUUUUCGAGAGAAAAAAAAGAGAGGAAAUGGCUUCUGAGCAGCAAAUGAGAAGGGAAAAUACCACCUCAGAGAGGGAGGUGGAGAUUGAGAAAGACAAGGUGCCGAAGAUCACGACCCACUUUGAGGCUCUGAGAGGGGCGGAAGGCAAAGACACUUCUCUGGACAGCAGCAAGCAGUCGCAGCAGCAGCAUGAGGAUAAAGCGCGGAGUGGAAGCACGGCGGGUGAUGUGGGCAUGGGAAAAGCAAAAGAGGCUCAUGAGCUCGAGUCUCUCAAGGAUCAAGUAGAGAAGGACAAGGAUAAGGAGACAGAAGCGCGGGCUGAUCAAGGGAGGACUGCCAACAUGGUGGCGGAUAAAGAGGCCUUGGCUAAAAGAGAGAGCGAAGGCCGAGCUCAAGGUCAAGGAGGAGGCGAAGGUGGGAAAUUUGAAGAGCACCACCAAGGGCAAGGUCAAAGUGAAGGUCAAGGCCAAGGUGGAGCGCGUCCUCAAACUCAUACGAAGGUUGAAGAGCACCAACGACAAGCCGGGGCUCAAGGACAAGGAGGUGGUGGUCAAUAUCAUGCGAAGGUUGAAGAGCACCAAGGACAAGGCGGAGGUCGUCAAUCUCUUGGGCAAGCUGGAGGUGAAGGAAAAGGCGGAGCUCAAUCUGUUGGUAAGUUUGAAGUGAGUGGUGAGGAAGAGAAGGGUUCGGCCAAUAAAGGCCGAGAAAGUACUGAAGUUGAUAAACAAUCUAGAUGCACACAGAUAGGCCAGGGUAUAGAGAAAAUGACCCUCGAUGAAGAGAAGAGUUCUAAAGGAGGCAGAGAAAGUGAGAUGAAAAGCGGGGAAGAAAAGGAAGGAAGAAGCACAAACAUGACGGGCAGAGGAGAUCAGGGUGGAGAGAAAAUGGAUGGUGGGGAAGAGAAAGGCUCUAAAGGCAGAGAAGAAAAGGAGGGUCGUCAGAAGCAAAACAAAGAACAGCAACCAUCUUUGGAAGAAAUCUCAAAGUUUAGAGCAGCAGCACAGCAGAAUUCCAUGGAGGCAAUAAGAGCCGCAGAGGAGCGUUAUGCCCAGGCUAAAGAAUCGGCGAGGCAAGGGAUUGGCAGCGCAACCGAGUUUGUCUCAGAGAAAGGUGAGCAAACCAAGGAGACACUGGUACAAGGAGUACAAACUGCAAAAGAAACUCUUAGCAGCGCAGGCAAGACGGUCGUGGAGAAAACAGCCCCAGUAGCAGAGAACGCGAAAGAUGUGGCGGUGUCAGCGGGACAGACCACUCUGCAUUACGUGGGAGAAGGGGCGGCGAAGGCCAAGGACGUGACGUUGGAGGGCGGGAAGACUGCGGGGGCAUAUGCCGGUGACGUGGCGGUGGGUUUGAAGGACAAGGCGACUGUGGCUGGCUGGAGUGCCGCGCAUUACACGACAGAGGCGGCAGUGGAGGGGACCAAGUUGGCUGCUAGAACUGUGAAAGGGGCGGCGGAGUAUGCGGGUCAUACAGCUGUGGAUAUUGUUUCCAAGCCCUUGAUUAUGGCUAAAGAUGCUGCGGCGGUGGCGGGUGAGAAGGCAGGGGAGUACACUGCUAGGAAGAGAGAGGAGGCACAGAGAGAACUGGAGGCCAGGUCAGCUGAGCAAAAUAAGUCACAGGGGGGUCAGACUCAACAAGGAAGAGAAAAAGAGGGAUCCAAAGGGGGCCAAGGGGAGACUGGUCAGGAAUGGCAGAGUCAAGUUCUGGGCACCAUGAGAGGUGAGGACAUCGGUCAAAAGGGAACGCAGAGCGAAGGUGGUGAUCAGCAAAGAAGAGAGGAGAGGACUUAUGAGGAAGGCGGUGACAAAGCCAGUAGUGAGGAAUACAGGAGUGGCAUGGAUACCUCUCAAGUGGCCGGUGGCGGUGCCGGCAUGGGGGUGGUGCUGGAAGCAAUCGGGGAGACACUGGUUGAGAUCGCGCAGACGACGAAAGACAUGGUGAUCGGGCAAGAGGAGGAGAAGAGUAGUAAGCAAGGGGAGUGGAAUUCAUCAACUGAUCAACAGGGCAAGCAAGGGCUGGGCAAGAUGAAGUGAAGCAU
Molecule: messenger RNA, 2153 nt
Organism: Prunus mume (Japanese apricot)
Lineage: Eukaryota; Viridiplantae; Streptophyta; Magnoliopsida; Rosales; Rosaceae
Biological process (GO): cold acclimation
Cellular component (GO): cytosol
Source: RefSeq, a predicted model, not a curated record